Messenger RNA from Podospora bellae-mahoneyi, 3777 nucleotides. It is a transcript of the gene PIK1, whose product is annotated as Phosphatidylinositol 4-kinase pik1alpha (PI4-kinase)(PtdIns-4-kinase). Lineage: Eukaryota; Fungi; Ascomycota; Sordariomycetes; Sordariales; Podosporaceae. Gene Ontology annotation, biological process: phosphatidylinositol-mediated signaling; phosphatidylinositol phosphate biosynthetic process. The record is from RefSeq and is a predicted model, not a curated record. The transcript has 5 exons. Gene Ontology annotation, cellular component: cytoplasm; membrane. Bases 324 to 3341 code for a protein of 1005 amino acids. Gene Ontology annotation, molecular function: 1-phosphatidylinositol 4-kinase activity.
UCGACAUCACCGACAUCUCCAUCUUUUGCCAAGUUAGCUACCUAUUCUUUUGUCUGGCAGCCAUGCUACAACUGAUACCUCUAUCCCAACGUGACGUCAAACCCCGACUCUAACUGAGCGAGAGCAGAGCAUGCUGUCUCCCCGCCGUCUGAUCUCGUCUCGUCCUCUGCCACCGAACCGAGUGCCCGCCGCCGCCCUGUUUCCCCGUGUUGCCCGAGUGCCAGGCCCGCUGCCCGCUGCCCGCUGUUCGUCCCCCGCGCCGUAAACGCGUGAACCGGUCCUUCGCAAACAUCCUUACCUACCAUACGCACACCACCCAACCAAUGUCUUGGGACUUGCUGCAGCGGUUUCUCGAGAGCGAUGUCUUUAACCAGAAUCCUUUCCUCUCGGUGUCGUACCUCUCACGAUAUGCCGACCACAUAGGCAUUCACUAUGUGUUGUGCAACAAGCUUCGCCAAUUUCCCUACGAGGACAUCGAGUUCUUCCUGCCGCAACUGUGCCAUCUUAUUAUAAGCGUCGACAAUGAGUCCAUGGCUCUGGAGGAAUUCCUCCUGGACCUAUGCGAGGAGUCGGUGACAGCAGCGCUCCUGACCUUUUGGUUGUUUCAAACUUACCUCCAUGACCUCUCAUCGAAUCCGCAAACCGAGGCUUUCAGUACUUGCCGCCGAGUCUACAACAAGGUGCAACACAUAGUGUUUGGGGUAUCAGACGUUAGAAGACAGGAAAAGAUUGUGGAAAAUGCACUGCCGGUGACUGUCUUGGGGAGCUUCGUGUUGGCGAGCAUUGCUUUGCCCAUGUUGCCUGGCUGGGCGGGACCCCUUGCUGUUGCGCAAGCGAGAAGACCACGCCCUGUUAUCGAAAGCAUCGCCGAGCCAGUCGCCGCUGCUCCUCAGAUUCAGAAUAAGAAUGUGCCUGCUAGAGCGCAUACUGUGACGGCCGGGAGUAGCAGGUCCAAACGCGCAAAGGAGAGUCGCAUAGCAAGCGCCCCAGACGUCAAGGUUCAGCCCACUUCCCAGAACAACUCGCCCAAAAAACACAGGACCAAACCGUCAAGACCCGGUACGUCUGGGAGCGUAGCAGAGGCACCAUUGCCAGAACCAAGCCGGCCUGCUCCAGUUGAAAGUCUGGAAAAUCUCAGCCUUGAAGCACGCAUCAGCUCGGCAUCCUUACCGCUACCUGAUUCUCGACCUCGUAUCGUUACCAGACCCACCACGCCCCUGACAGCUGGCCUACGACCGCACGACAUGUCUAGGAAACAUUCGCACAGCGUCAAGACCAUGCUGAACCAAGCUGAGAUGACCAAUGAGCAAAAAAUACGGCUCUUGAGACAAAACUACUUUCGCUGCCAGACAGCUUUCUUGACAGCAUUGGAGGAUAUCUCGAACCGCUUGGUGAUUGUGCCUAAGCCGGCUCGUCUGAGUGCUCUGCGCGCCGAGCUUGCCUUGAUCGCCAGGGACUUGCCUGCCGAGGUUGAUAUCCCAGUGUUGUGCCCGCCUACUCUAGUAGACGGCUCACCAUCGAAAAGCCGCCACCACAGAAUAGUCCGGUUGAACCCGGCCGAGGCAACAGUUCUUAACAGUGCUGAAAAAGUGCCGUAUCUACUCAUGGUGGAAAUUCUGAGGGACGAUUUUACCUUUGAUCCUGACACCCAGGAUAACCAGAGGCUGCUUACGACUCUACUGGCCGAGCAGGGGACGAGGAAAAGAAUAUUCGAUUUAUCUGAUGCCCCUAGCAUACCUGCCGUUUCCCGGACACCACCGGCCGAGCCAGUGGUGGAUAGCGUUUUCGAGCCAGCUUCUGGAGAUCUGGGGGCUUCGCCUAUGCUCAAGCCCUCAGAUGACGAUCUAUUUGGCCCUGUACCGCCAUUGCCAAGAACUCAGUCGCUCCGGGUUGGCAACCCAAAUAUCGCUGUUUCUGGGGCUGUAGACAACAAGACAACGCCUCGACACUCUAUCCACACUAGUAUCUCUGGGUCACCUAGUCCUCCGGCUAGAAGCCGUACUUUGACUAUCAGCAACCCGCGAAACAACUCUGUCGAUCAGCCUGACUUUUCGGCACUGGCUAUUCAUAUGCGAACGGCAUCUCAGAUGCUGGCCCAGCUGGACGCAACCAGCGGGAAGCGUCCAAAACAAGAAGUAGCGGCCAUCCGCGCCAAGAUCAUUGCAAGCAUGCAGAGUCUGGAGGAGCAGAGCUUUGAUCUGGAUGACGGCCAUGGACCAACGUUUGACACCAUCAUAGCCAAGGGCGAGGUGGGCUCCGCUGCUGCGACCAGCAAUAAUAACGCCAAUGGAACAACAGACAUGGAAAACGAAGGCAGUGCCGGCCCUGAACCAGCAAAUAUCAACGCCAAUGCCGGUAUUGACAGGAUGGAAAAUGACAUCAAGACGGGUGGUCUUCAGCGCAAGGGUGACCGUGACGAUCCCAGCGCGGCGGUCUUUGGAGAGGCGUGGGAGGUGAAGAAGGAGCGGAUCCGCAAGUCUUCGCCGUACGGAUGGAUGAAGAACUGGGACCUUAUGAGCGUCAUUAUCAAGACAGGCUCUGACUUGAGGCAGGAGGCGUUUGCGUGCCAGUUGAUUCGAGUCUGCCACAAGAUCUGGGUGGAUGCUGGGGUGCCGGUGUGGGUGAAGCUCAUGCGGAUCCUGGUGACGGGAGAAUCAUCUGGCUUGAUCGAGACGAUUGCCAACGGCGUAUCCCUUCACUCCAUCAAGCGCAGCCUGACGAUGGCGUCGAUCGAGUCGGGGCAGAACCCAAGGAGGAGGAUCGCCACGCUCAAGGACCAUUUCGUGAAAGUGUUUGGCAAGCCUGACAGCGAGGGGUACAAGGCUGGCGUGGACGCUUUCAAGAGAUCGCUGGCGGCGUACAGCGUUAUUUCUUAUGUGCUCCAGCUCAAGGACAGGCACAACGGGAACGUGCUGAUUGACAACGAGGGGCACAUUAUUCACAUCGACUUUGGGUUCAUGCUGUCGAACUCACCGGGGUCGGUUGGGUUUGAGGCGGCGCCGUUCAAGUUUACGUAUGAGUAUGUGGAUGUGCUGGGGGGUGUUGGGUCGGCUGAUUAUGAGGAUUUUAAGAAGCUUUGCAAGCAGGCUUUUCAGGCUCUUCGACGAUCAGCGGAUAAUAUCAUCGACCUGGUCAGCAUGAUGGGGCGGGAGAGCAAGAUGCCUUGUUAUGGAGCGGGCGUCACGCAGGUCACGGCAGCAUUGAGGCAGAGGUUUCAGCUGCAGCUGAGCGCGGAUGAGGCGGAGCAGUUUGUUGAGACGGAUUUGAUUGGGAAGUCGUUGGGGAGUUAUUACACAAGGCUUUAUGAUACCUUUCAAUAUAGAACACAGGGAAUCUACUGAGCGGGCGAGGUAGAGUAAGGACAAUGACAAGACAGGUGGGUGGGGGAGUGCAGAGGGGGUUAAUAGGAGCGUGGUUUUUUUUCUCUUUUUUACAAGAUGGUUUCUGGUGUUGGGUGGGGGGAGGCGGUCACACAAAGACACACAUAUUUUUACAAACAAAAAGCAAGGAAGCAGCACAGCCAGCAUAUCUUGGACGGCGUUUUUUAUUUUCAUAUAAAAGGGAUGAUGACUGUUUGAUUGUAGAUAUGGGGAAAGGGGGCGUGAUGUAUUUGAAAAGUUGGAAAGUUUGGCGGUUAUACGUGGCAAGAUUCCCAUGGUUUUUUCGGUGUUGGAAGAUGGGGGUUAAAGGUUGUUAAAGGGGAUGGGGGCUGUGGAUAUAGAUAGUUGUGAUGGGUAGUUGGUGUUAAUGAAUGAGAAGAAGGGAUGUUGACGCCGA